AUGUCCGCGAAGACGCUCAUCGCGAGCUCGCUCGAUGUCCUUCGACGCGUCGUCUCGGAGGAGUGCGCGGCGCCGGCGUGGCGGGCGAAGCAAUUGGUCGAUUCGCUGUACGGGAAGCGACGCGCGCGAGCGAUCGAGGACAUGGAGCUGCUCCCGAGAGAGAUGCGUCGAGCGAUGGAGGACGCCGGGUGGUCCACUGGAAGAUUAGACGUGGUCAAGGGCUCGCUCGGUAGGGACGGCGCCGGGAAGAUCAGCGUGCGAGUGGGCGAGCGAGAGCUCGUGGAGGCUGUGGGGAUCCCGGACGCGUCGUGUUACGCGCGUGACGGGAGCGGAGAGGUGUUGGGAAGGGCGGAUGUAGAGACGAUGUUUCGAGGCGUCGAUGGGUGGGAUAAGAAUCGUCUCACGGCGUGUGUGUCAUCGCAGGUAGGAUGCGCGAUGAAGUGUUCGUUUUGCGCCACUGGACUGCAAGGCUUCAAGCGGAACCUCUCGGCGAGUGAGAUCGUGUCGCAGGUGCUAGAGUUGGAGGAGUUAUACGGCAAACGCGUAUCCGACGUCGUGUUCAUGGGCAUGGGCGAACCGAUGCUUAACAUGAAAGCCGUCGUAGGAGCGAUUCGGUGCUUGAACGAAGAUAUUGGCAUUGGCGGUCGACACAUCACAGUCUCGACCGUCGGUAUUCCGAACUCGCUCGCGAAGCUCGCGAAGGAGAAGCUCCAGGCGACACUCGCGAUCAGUCUUCAUGCCCCUGACCAGGAGACUCGCCUUAGAAUUGUGCCUUCUGCGAAGCACUAUCCGUAUGAGGACUUAUUGGACGACGUGAAGAUGUAUUUUCGGGAAACAGGUCGCCGCGUCACGUUCGAGUACACGCUCCUGGCUGGCGUGAACGACUCACCGAGCCAAGCGCAAGCUCUCAGUCGCAUACUGAAGCGGAAAUUCGGUGCCGGUGCGCACCUGAACGUGAUCCCUUGGAACUCGAUCGAGGGCGUCGAUCACGUGAAACCAUCUAGAAACGCGGUGCAUCGAUUUUGCGGCGCAUUGGGGGGUAUUUCGCACACCAUUCGGCGAACGAGAGGCGACGACGUCUCAGCAGCCUGCGGUAUGCUAACCGGUGACUUCGAGCGUCGAUCUCUAGGGCGACGCUCGAUGAAUGCAGAGUUGUAA
Messenger RNA from Ostreococcus tauri, 1158 nucleotides. RefSeq names its product Radical SAM. Lineage: Eukaryota; Viridiplantae; Chlorophyta; Mamiellophyceae; Mamiellales; Bathycoccaceae. Bases 1 to 1158 code for a protein of 385 amino acids. Gene Ontology annotation, molecular function: iron-sulfur cluster binding; RNA methyltransferase activity. The record is from RefSeq and is a predicted model, not a curated record. Gene Ontology annotation, biological process: rRNA base methylation; tRNA methylation. The transcript has a single exon.